Tribolium madens (black flour beetle) is the source of this 1894-nucleotide messenger RNA. RefSeq names its product pancreatic triacylglycerol lipase-like. Gene Ontology annotation, biological process: lipid metabolic process. Bases 206 to 1849 code for a protein of 547 amino acids. Gene Ontology annotation, molecular function: triacylglycerol lipase activity. Lineage: Eukaryota; Metazoa; Arthropoda; Insecta; Coleoptera; Tenebrionidae. The transcript has 12 exons. The record is from RefSeq and is a predicted model, not a curated record.
AUAACGCUGUGGUGCAGUGUGAGUGCGCCUUCGGUGCUGUUUGGUCGUAAAAGUGCUGAGUUACAUAACACUUUUUCAGGGGAUUCACGAGGUAGUGUGGAGUGAUUCGGGAGGCCCUUUGGAACAGAUUCAGUGUCUUGAGUGCCGCCAACUCCGGAUCCAUGCAAAGGCUACAACCGCCGAAGAAACGGUUAGUACCGUGAAGAUGGUACUGAGGUGUCUGCAAGCCCUCGGAGUGGUACUGGUCGUGUCGCGAGUGGCCCAUUCCGGCAUCCUGGACUGGGCAAGGUCCGAUAAAAUCGAAGUCAAUUUGCCCUGGUUGCCUUUCGAGAAUGAGACCAGGUGUUAUGAUGACUUGGGCUGCUUGAAUAUCACAAGAAGUUGGUACCAUCUGAUACUCAGACCCAUCAACCUCUUUCCAUUGCCCAGAAAUGUCAUCAAUACGAGGUUUAUACUCUACACACGCUUCAAUCCAAAUGAGGGGACUUACCUGAAAGUCGAAGACGAGAGCACCAUUGAAGAAUCAAAUUUCAACCCGAACAAAAGUACAAAAUUUAUAGUUCACGGAUUUAUCGACACUCCUUUAUCAAAUUGGGUGAGAGAUAUGAAAGAUGAACUGAUCAAAGCAGGUGAUAUGAAUGUGAUUGUGGUGGAUUGGGCGGGGGGUAGUUUACCCCUAUACACACAAGCCACAGCCAAUACGCGGCUAGUAGGCAUGGAAAUUGCCCAUUUAAUCAAGUUUUUAAUGAACAAAUAUGACAUUGAUGCCAGCGACUUCCACAUCAUUGGGCACUCUUUGGGGGCCCACACUGCUGGAUACGCCGGCUCUCUUGUUCCCAAACUGGGACGAAUCACAGGACUGGAUCCUGCCGAGCCAUUUUUUCAGGGGAUGCCCCCACACGUCCGUCUGGACCCCUCCGACGCCGAAUUCGUCGACGUGAUCCACACCGACGGCAAAGGCAUCAUCUUCCUCGGCUACGGAAUGUCGCAGCCUUGCGGCCACUUAGACUUCUAUCCCAACAAUGGGAAAGAGCAACCCGGAUGUGAUAUUACCCAAACCCCCUUAGUACCCUUAACCCUUAUCAGGGAUGGGCUAGAGGAAGCGUCCAGAGUCCUGGUCGCAUGUAAUCAUGUAAGAGCCAUAAAAUUAUUUAUUGAUAGUAUAAACACACAAUGCCCUUACAUAGGGCAUCAAUGUUCCAGUUUCGAGCAGUUUAUGGCCGGGAAAUGCUUCACGUGCAAGCCUGGAACCACGAACUGCGCUGUGAUGGGCUAUCAUGCCCACUCCAGCCCCGGGAUCGAAAAUAAUGAAAUCUCGCAAGCAAAGCUGACCGAUCUGGUCGGAAAUAAAUACUUCCUAACCACGGGACGAGAGUUCCCGUUUUGCCGAAGACUGUAUCGAGUGAGAAUAGAGUUAGCCAAACCCCGAAUGGCCGAAUCCUGGGUCCAGGGCUUCAUUAAGGCCUCCAUUUACAGUUCCGCUGGUGUGAUCCACGUCGAUUUAACACCCUCUGGUGAGACGAAAUUGGAACACGGCACCAGUUUCACCAGUGUGGUGUCACAUCCAGCCGACUUGGGAGGCAACAUUAAAAAAGUCGAAUUGAGUUGGGAGUACGAAUUGAACGUUCUAGAACCAAAAACAAUCUGUUUGUUUUGGUGCAACGACCACUUGUAUGUCGAAAGUGUAGCAGUUGACGAGAUGGCGUUGCCCGGAAGAGGGAAAAGAGAUGCGUCCUUUUCGAACACGCUUUGUCCCAAGGGAAAGAAGAGCUACUCGGAUAUACCAAGCAGAGGCAAAGGAGUGUUCGUCGAUUUGUGCAAACAGUCAGAUAAAUACGAUAAAAGUUGAUAUUAAACCAGUGAUUUAAGUUUUAAUAAAUUCUUGUUAAAGAAA